AUGAGCUCCUCCACUAGUAGGAUGGAACAGAACAGAACAGAAGAAGCGACCAAUUAUGACUUUCAGGGUUUUGACUCAGAGGAAGAAUUAAACCCGCUUCCUUCUGGAGUCGGCCAGGAUUCAGAGGACUUAGAUGAACAGGACCAAAUUGGCUCACCUGACUCCGUAAAUAAAUCAUCUCCAGAAGAGACCAAAAAGUCAGGCAUGAGAGGGCUCAUCAGCAGGAUGAAAGCUAUUUCUGUCCAAACAUUUGCUCAAGAGUCAAUCCUGAAUGUGAGGUCUAGAGUCAGGCGUAGGCUGGCCCACCGUCAAGGACAGGAAGCUGUCAGUUCAGAUACUUCAAUGCUUCUGGAGAGUGAGGAUAGUCUUUCAAAUGAGAUAAUUACAACCGAAGAUCAGCAUACAAACAGUGAGUCUGAAGAGGUUUGGCCUUCCACUGCCCUCUGUAAAAGUGACUGUGAGCGUCGUCUCUUGACUGAGAAGGUGGCGAGUCUUGAAACAAGACUGGAUGAAAAAGAGAGAGAAAAUGAAAAUUUGGUGGCAGAAAUUGACGAUUUGAAGGAAAGGAAUUGGCGUCAAGAAAAGCAUUAUCGAGAGAAAGUGCUUCACCUCACAACAGCCUUGGAACAAGCUCAGGACAGAGAAAGGACCCUGAACCAGCUGGAAACUCCUGCUGCUGAGGCUCAGAGUGAAAGCCUGUGGAAGCGCUCUCUCAGAGGUGCACUGAGCGUAUGCAAGUUCAUUGGUGUGUCCUCUGCAUGUGCACUUGUUGCAGUGGGUAUACUGUCCAUUGGAUUGGUUGCUCAUUGUGAUUGCCCAUGUGAUCCUUUCUCCCACCUGUUGGAAUCAUUGACUAUUCACAACACAGGACACCCCUCUUAA
Messenger RNA from Xyrichtys novacula (pearly razorfish), 882 nucleotides. The record is from the annotation of a GenBank genome assembly. Lineage: Eukaryota; Metazoa; Chordata; Actinopteri; Labriformes; Labridae.